AUGGAGACCGAUGCGAAUGCUAAAGCCUAUGAUGAAGUCAGUGGACCACAAAUCGAAGCAGGUAGUCAAUUUAUCCGUGAGUUAAACCUCUCCUUAGGAGACAAAGUGCUUGACAUGGGUUGCGGUACAGGCCAUCUCACUAAAUAUAUCGCUGAUAUUGUUGGCCCUGAUGGUCAGGCCGUCGGAAUCGAUCCCGAUGUUGAGCGAAUCAAAAUUGCUGAAGAGAAAUCUAAAGAAGUCGCUAAUCUUCAGUUCUAUGUUGGUAGCAGUGGAAUUGGAUUUCCAAACGAUAAUGAGCCAUAUUACGAUGUUCAUAUCAGCACGCAUGCUUUCUAUUGGGUUCCUGAUGAUGAGAAAAGAGUUUACAUACAGAAAGCACACCAAUGUUUGAAGGCUGGGGGGAAACUGGCCAUCUGGUGUGCCGCAAAGAUACCGAAUUUGGAGAAAGUCGAAGGAAUUCAUAUGUUAACCCAAGAGGGCUAUCGAGAUAUGUUUCAAGAGGUCGGUCUCUUCAACAAUGUUGUGGUGGACAGACCGAUCUACCCAUAUCGAUACGAAUCAUUUGAAGAAUUCAAGCGAUGGUUCAAAGCUACAGGUCGCCAGGACUUGGAACCUGACAAACAUGCGGACUUAGUUAUGAAAUUCGUGACCACAGAAGAUGACGGGCAAGUUACUCUUAAAGUGCCAUGUAUUCGCAUCACAGCAUGCAAACAUUGA
Paramuricea clavata is the source of this 717-nucleotide messenger RNA. NCBI's taxonomy places the organism in Eukaryota, Metazoa, Cnidaria, Anthozoa, Malacalcyonacea, Plexauridae. The record is from the annotation of a GenBank genome assembly.